This is a messenger RNA of Notolabrus celidotus (New Zealand spotty), 2236 nucleotides long. Its product is annotated as N-acetyllactosaminide beta-1,3-N-acetylglucosaminyltransferase 2. The record is from RefSeq and is a predicted model, not a curated record. Lineage: Eukaryota; Metazoa; Chordata; Actinopteri; Labriformes; Labridae. The transcript is spliced from 3 exons. Bases 435 to 1766 code for a protein of 443 amino acids. Gene Ontology annotation, molecular function: hexosyltransferase activity. Gene Ontology annotation, cellular component: membrane.
GUGCGUAAAGUCACCUGAGACCUGUUGCUCAGCUGCGGUGACUGCUUUGUAAGGCUUGUUUCAGAUUUGUAGGAUGCUUCUCGUUAUCCUUCAUCGUUAUGGACGAAAAUGAUGCACUGGAGACCUGCCACGUUAUAACCAGCCUAUACGAGCCGGAUGAAAACACUAAAAAGAAAAAAAUUGAUACCAGAAGACACUGCCUUUUCAUCUCAGUCGGCUUGACCAACAUAAGGACCCACACCUGGGCUACGGGCCUAUGGCAGGUAAGUGCUGGAUGAUGCUCUAAAGUGUGUAGACAAGAAGAGAUAAUAACCCUCACUGGGCCAUCACCAGGGAGACAGAAACUCCAGAGGGUAGCCUGCAGUUUUAGCUUUGGAGAUCUCCUCAGUAGAUCCACUGAAUUUGGUGUGUGACUGACUUGUUCACUCAAGGAUAUGGGCAAAUGCUGCAAAUGCAACAGCAGGCUGCUGUGUAUGUGCCUGCUGCCAUGCAUGAUGACUGGCCAUCUUCUGGUUUACAUCAUGGUGUCCAUAUUUGUCACCAUCUCCUACACUCCUCCAAAAAUAACCAUCCAUUAUGUUGCCCCUGGGAUUUCUGCUAACUCCUCUGCAUUGGCCUCUCACCCACUUCACCCUUUCUGGAACCUUCGCUUGGAGGACAGUGCACUGUGGAACCAGAUGCAGCAUGCUUGGGACCGUCUGCAUAAUCCAAUAUUGCUAGGAAACACAACUGGGAUGAUGAGAAAUCCAAAGGCUAAGCUCAUAUCAAAAAUUGAAGAUGAAUGUCUUUCUGAUUGCAUGGCACCGUGUUCAGUCCCUCGUGUACAUGGUUUAGACAGCUUUCCAGAACAAAUGAGAGCAUUUAUCAGAUCAAUGCACUGCAGGGAGUAUCCCCUCCUUAUCAAUCAGCCUGGUUUGUGUAGAAAGAACAGUAGUCUGGAUUCUCCCAUGCUCGUCAUGGCCAUCAAAUCUCAGAUGGGAAACUUUGAAAAUAGGCAGGCCAUUCGGGAAACGUGGGGACGCAGUGGUCUAGUGAGUGGGGAAUCCAAAAAAAAAGGUGGAUUAGUGCGCACUUUGUUUCUGCUUGGAAGGCAGGACUCUAGUACAGGUCCUCAUCCAGACCUCACAAAUCUGUUGGAGCUUGAGAAUCGAAGAUAUGGGGAUAUCCUACAGUGGGAUUUCAGGGACACUUUCUUUAACUUGACCUUAAAGGACCUGUUGUUCUGGCACUGGCUUCAGCAAUACUGCCCUACAGCUACCUUUGUGUUUAAAGGGGAUGAUGAUGUCUUUGUUCGAACAAGUGCUCUUCUGGAUUAUCUUCACGUGCAGUGGGAGGAGCAUAUCCUGUGGAGAGCCUUUUCAAAUGAUACUGACAUGAAUUUGUUUGUAGGUGAUGUAAUAAAUAAUGCAAUGCCAAACCGUGAACCAUCAACCAAAUAUUACAUACCAGGAAGUUUCUACAAAGGCGGUUACCCACCAUAUGCAGGAGGAGGAGGGGUGGUGUAUUCUGUCUCACUUGCAUUACGAUUGAAAAAGGUGUCUGAAAGAGUUCGCCUCUUUCCAAUCGAUGAUGUGUAUCUGGGAAUGUGCCUUCACAGACUGGGGUUGUCACCCAGCCAUCAUCCAGGUUUUUUGACAUUUGAUCUCCCAGAAGCAGAUAGGGGCAAUCCCUGUGCUUACAAAUCUGUUCUGCUCGUUCACAGACGGAGUCCCAAUGAGAUGCUGAUGCUAUGGAAGAGGCUCAAGAAUCUGCCAGGUCAUUGCUGAGGCUCAUUUGCCUGGCAAAUGGAGUCUAUUGAGCACAGGUUGAAGGCCGCCAACACACAUGUGGAAAUUUGUACACACGUGACUGCACAGUCAUGUCAAGCAGGCAGCACCCACAAAGAACAUAAUGUACCCUUUUAAGAGGGGGUUAUGCAACAAUGAGGAGAUCUACCUCAAAGUGUAUUUUGUGGGCAUUACACCAUAAAGGUUUAUUAUAAUAUCAAUUCAGGUAUGAAUAUAUAUCCUUUCAACAAAAAGAUUUAGUUUACUACACUAUGAAGGGUAUAGGCUACCUUAAAUAAGUUAUGUUUAAAGAGAAUACUUUUAAUAUCCUUCUGAUACAUCCCCUGGUGGACAUUUAUUGAUAAGCGUUUUCUCUUGUUUAAUUCAUGUCUUCGUUCCAGGAUAAGAGUAAUUUAGUUAAAGAUUUUAUAUCAUGAAAACUUUGAAUGUGGCUGACUUGUAAUGUUGUU